ACAAAACGCCCGACCGGGCGUUUGAAGCCUCAUCGCGAUUUACCCAGAUCGCCCGACCGGGCAUAUUCCGACUUACAGAUCGCCCGACCGGGCGAUUUGUCGCUGUUGCCAACUUUGCCUCUUUCUUACUCCGGAUAUAAAAGGGUUCUCACUCAUUUCCAAACCCUAACUCCCACACCACGAAUCUUAGCAAGAAAGUAAGGUUUUGAGAGGAUUUGAAGUCAAGGAGCUUCCCAUUUCCAAGAGAUUGGAGGAAGGAGACCCCCCACCAUCAAUUCCACCAUAGGGAGUUCUAGUUUUUAUGCUCACGCGCUCAAGUCGUUUACCCCUUGAGCCGAUUAAUUUAGAGAUAGAAGCCGCCAAUAGAAGAAGAGGAGGACGAAGGAGAAGAGCAAGAGCUCAACAUCAAGUUGAGCCAAUGGAAAAUCCACAUGGGAACAAUGAGGGAAUUCCCCCUCCACCUCCACCUCCAUUAAAUCAAGACCAAAUCAUUCUCCAACUACAACAAGAAAUGGCGGAGAUGAGAAGGGAAAGAGAGGAGGAAAGGAGGCGAGAGGCUCCGGUUAGAGACGCAUUUGGGAACGUCAAUAUCCCACAUCCACCCUAUGAUACAAGGGUGAAUGCCAACAAUUUUGAGUUGAAGACAGGAUUGAUUCAAUUUAUGGAGCAACGUGUUUUCUCGGGAAGGCCCACGGAGGAUCCUAAUAGGCACUUAUCUAAAUUCUUAGAGAUUGCCAAUACAACUAAGCUUAAUGGGGUUCCCGACGAUACAAUCAAACUUAGGCUAUUUCCAUUCUCAUUGUCGGGAUAUGCUAGAGAUUGGUUUGAUAACCUUGAGCCGGGCUCGGUUACAAGUUGGGACGACUUAGCCCAAAAGUUUUUGGAUCGAUUCUUCCCUCUAAGCUCCACUCUCAACCUCCAAGCAGAGAUCUCCCACUUUAAAAUGAAGGGCCAAGAGUCUAUGUUCGAGGCUUGGGAGAGAUUCAACGCCUUGCUAAAGAAAUGCCCCAACCAUGGGUUAUCUCCGGGCCAUCAAGUGAGCCUCUUCUACAAUGGAUGCUCGGAGUUUAUCAAGAGUCAAUUAGACUUUGGUUCGGGGGGUUCAUUCUUGGACAAGGGGGUCGAGGAGUGCAAGAAGAUGCUUCAAAGGCUUGCCUAUACUAGCAAGGGUUGGAGCUCGGGCCGAGAUAGUUCAAUGCCGGUGGCAUCGGUUGUGGAUUCGGAUGCAUUCAAUCUUCUCAACCAACAAAUGAUGUUGUUGAAUCAAAAGGUGGAUGGCCUUAGUUUGGGAGUGGCACCUAUGGGAGAGCCUUUACAUACCGUGGAAGAUGUCAAUUAUGUGCAUCAAGGAGGGAAUCAAAGGAACUUCUACAACUAUCGCCCUAACAAUGGGGGUGGUAAUUACCAAGGCUAUCGCUCACCCUUCAAUGCACAUCCAAACCUUUCUUAUGGCAAUCCAAACAAUGCUAUCCAACCACCUCCACCACCUCGUUUCCCUACACCUAGUGGGUCGACAAGUGGGGCCGCUAAUGUGCCCACCAAUUCUAAACCUUCAAGUGAUGAUGUCACCCAUGAGCUUCUAAAAGCUCUAAUGGAGAAGACCGAUGGAAUCAUGACACAAUCUACUAAGAGAAUUGAUAAGGUUGAGACGGCGGUAGUGGAGGUCACCACGAGAAUGGGGGCUUUGGAGCAUCAAAUGAGUCAAAUUGCCCAAGCCGUGGGCCAACUUCAUCAACCGGGGCAAUUCCCAAGCAACACCAUUCCUAACCCAAAGGAUUGCAAGGCUAUCAAUUUGAGGAGUGGAACAAGCUAUAAGAGCCCCCCUAUGCCCGAAAAGGAAGCUAUUGUGCAACCCGAAGAAGAAGAGACAAUAGAAGUGGAGGCAUCAACGAAGAGCCCACCAAAAGAUCAAGCCGAGACAAUAGUUCCUCCUAAGCCCACGGAAGUUAAACUUCCUUUCCCUCAAAUGAUGCAAAAGAAAAAGAAGGAUGAACAAUUUUCAAGAUUUUUGGAUAUCUUUAGGAAAGUUCAAAUUAACAUCCCUCUUGUUGAAGCACUUCAACAAAUGCCAAGUUAUGCAAAGUUCCUCAAGGAUGUGGUAUCACAAAAAAGGAAAUGGGGGCACUAUGAGACGGUCAACUUGACGGAGAGUUGCAGUGCAAUUAUUCAAAGGAAGUUGCCGGCCAAAAUGCAAGAUCCGGGAAGCUUCACUAUUGAGUGCACUAUUGGAAAUUGCUUUGUGGGGAAUGCCUUGUGCGAUCUAGGGGCUAGCAUUAAUCUUAUGCCAUUGUCCUUCUUCAACAAGUUGAAUAUUGGUAAAUUGAGAUCGACUAGCAUUACUUUGCAAAUGGCGGAUAGAUCGGUGGCAUAUCCCUCGGGCAUAGCAGAAGAUAUAUUGGUGAGGGUGAAUGAGUUCAUAUUCCCCGUUGACUUCGUGGUGUUGGACAUGGAAGAGGAUAGAAUUGUACCUCUUAUUUUGGGAAGACCGUUCCUUGCCACCGGGAAGGCCAUGAUCGAUGUUUCAAAAGGGGAACUUACACUUCGCCUCAAUGAUGAGAGCGUGACAUUUUCGAUAUAUGAGGCCUUAAAGAGGCAUGAUGCGGAACCGGGAGGAAGCCUACAACAUUGCAAUGUUGUGACCGUGAUGGAUGAGUGUGUUGGAGGAGUGGCACCGACCUCUUACUUGGAUGAUCAAUUAGAGAGAUGCAUUUCUCAUUCCAUGUAUUCUUCUCAUUCUUUUGAUGUUUUGGAUGCUAACCCCGAGUUGUUGGAAUUUGUAGGUGCUUUGGACUCGGCUAAAGAAAUCCCUAGAUCACUUCGUCCACAAUUUCUACCUCUUAGGAGUGGAAGUGAAGAUAGCAAUAAAGAUGGGGAAAACAAGAAGCUUGAGUUGAAGCCACUUCCACUACACUUGCGAUAUGCCUUUCUUGGAGGGAAUGACACUUUUCCGGUAAUUGUAUCAUCUUCUCUCUCUAGUUUCGAGUUGGAUAAAUUGUUGAGAGUUCUUAGGAAGCAUAAGAGAGCCAUUGGGUGGUCCAUAUCGGAUAUUAAGGGAAUAAGCCCAACCGUUUGCAUGCAUAGAAUUCAUUUAGACGAGGGGUAUAAGCCUAAGGUACAAAACCAAAGGCGACUAAACCCUAUUAUGCAAGAUGUGGUUAGAAAAGAAGUGUUGAAAUGGUUAGAUGCCGGUAUGAUAUAUGCUAUAUCCGACAGUGAGUGGGUGAGUCCUACUCAAGUGGUGUCUAAAAAGGGGGGCACCACUGUGGUGAAAGGGAAAAAUGAUGAGUUGAUAGCUACUAGAGUGGUGUCCGGGUGGAGAGUUUGCAUUGAUUAUCGCGCUUUAAAAGGGUUCUCACUCAUUUCCAACUUUGCCUCUUUCUUACUCCGGAUAUAA
Salvia splendens (bonfire salvia) is the source of this 3394-nucleotide messenger RNA. RefSeq lists its product as uncharacterized. The transcript is spliced from 2 exons. Lineage: Eukaryota; Viridiplantae; Streptophyta; Magnoliopsida; Lamiales; Lamiaceae. The coding region runs from base 302 to 3394 and encodes 1030 amino acids. The record is from RefSeq and is a predicted model, not a curated record.